Messenger RNA from Lutzomyia longipalpis, 1647 nucleotides. It is a transcript of the gene mTerf5, whose product is annotated as transcription termination factor 5, mitochondrial. The record is from RefSeq and is a predicted model, not a curated record. The transcript has 4 exons. Gene Ontology annotation, biological process: regulation of DNA-templated transcription; termination of mitochondrial transcription. Lineage: Eukaryota; Metazoa; Arthropoda; Insecta; Diptera; Psychodidae. The coding region runs from base 37 to 1599 and encodes 520 amino acids. Gene Ontology annotation, molecular function: double-stranded DNA binding. Gene Ontology annotation, cellular component: mitochondrial matrix.
AAAUAUUUUAAAGAGGCUGCAGGAAAUCUCGGGGAAAUGUUUUUGAAAAGAAUAAAUCCAAUUUUACGGCGAUGUCAGCACAAUUUGUGGAGCUUCAGUGCAUCCCGGAAGUGUUGCCUUUUAGUGGAGGAUGAACGUAUUGAUGAUAAAUUCUUCAUGAAUCUCCUGGGAAUAUCCAAACCGGAAGCCAACAAGAUGAUUAAAGGCGGGAGAUUUGCUAAAUUGGAAAUUGAUGAUGUGGAAAAAUCCUUUUACUUCCUGCAAACAUGCGGUCUCGCCGGAGGUACAGUAGGAAUUCAGAAUUAUCCGUCAAUCCUUGCAACGAAAGAUGUGACAUUGAAGAAUAGAUUUAAAGUCAUGGAGGAAUGCCUAUUUCGUCAGAUUACCAUUGCUAUUCUCCAGAAUUACAUUGUGGUGAUGAACAAGCCCAUAAGUUUGCUGAGAUCUCACAAAUAUAUCCCAUCAAUUGAGAAGAUCGUCAAGAAUUUGGUGGAAAUAACAAAUCUCACCAAUGUUGCUGUCCAGGAAGUGAAAAAACUCGAACAGACGGGGAAUCUCAAUGAUCUCCGGAGGUAUAUUAUGGAUGAUUUUCUUCGUAAAGAAAUUGGCGCAACUGAGGAAGAUUUAAAGCGAAUCUGGGCUUCGUAUCUGAGACUCCGGAAUAAGCCAAUUAAAUCCGUGGCGGAAGUCAUUGAAUUAAUCAGGAAAGAGCUGAAUUUCUCAAAUGAGAAAAUUCUCAGUCAUGCCUAUUUACUCUAUGGGGAACCUGAGAAUAUGCAGAAAAUCCUCACGUUGGAAAAAUUGUCCGGGACGGAUGCAAAGGAAGUUCUUUCGUUGCAUCCAAAAAUUCUAAUGAGUAACUACAAAUCAAUUGUGGAGAUUGAUAGAGUUCUCACUGAGAAUGAAAUUCCCGAUAAGACUUUGGUGAGAAAUGGAAAAAUCUACACGCUAAGCCCGCAAACUGUUGCAGAACGCAUUGAGUAUCUCAAGCAAAUUGAUGAAUUCCGCGUACUGCUCAGUCAUCCACGAAUUGGGCGACUUAUAUUCUAUCAGAACAAGGCCAUUCAUCGCCUAAACUACCUCAAAGAGAAUAAAAUAUUCUGUGCCUCCCUCAAUGUUCUCUCCGGAGAUACGGAAUCUUUCCAGAGGUACGUUCAAAAUGGAGUUGAUGCGACGAAAGGGAAGGAAAUGAUUAUAAUGUUGAGUCAAAAAUUGAAACGUAGUGUCAAGGAAGUCCGGGAAUACCUCUCAAGGCAUCCCAAUUGGUGUCACGUUCCACUCGUUUCCAUGUCUGCAGUCUUUGAUCAUCUCACAAACGCCGGGUACACAGAAUCAGACAUUUUUGCCAACAUUCACAUCCUCUUCUACCCACUUUCGGAGAUUAUCAAAAAGAUCGAAGCCAUUGAGCAGGGAUCAUUGGAUUUCGUCAAAGAAAUCAAUUGGCGAUCAUUGUCCAAAACACAAUUUCUCGCCCUUGUCCUCUAUACCAUUGAAAUUGAAUUUAAUUUCUCCGGAGAUGGAAUUUGGGGAGCUACCUACAUCCAAGGUGAUUCUUCAACGACGGAGAAAAGUGAAGAAAUGCAAGAAAAUGUUAAUUAGAAAAAAAAACUUUGGAAUAUCAUUUUUAAAAUAAAAAGUAAUUUGUGG